Artibeus jamaicensis (Jamaican fruit-eating bat) is the source of this 6634-nucleotide messenger RNA. It is a transcript of the gene PANX1, whose product is annotated as pannexin 1. Gene Ontology annotation, biological process: positive regulation of interleukin-1 production; monoatomic cation transport. The transcript has 5 exons. Gene Ontology annotation, molecular function: channel activity. The coding region runs from base 711 to 2009 and encodes 432 amino acids. NCBI's taxonomy places the organism in Eukaryota, Metazoa, Chordata, Mammalia, Chiroptera, Phyllostomidae. The record is from RefSeq and is a predicted model, not a curated record.
UUACCGUGUGGAAAUGUUGUGGGUGGGGCAUAAAAGGGGACCACCCGGUAAGGCGUUGCUUUCAGAAAUGUUUUGAAAAGUCCGGCUGCUCAGAAGUUUGAGAAUAAGGAUGGAAGAGGCGUGAAGAUAAUCGGACUGAGGCCAUUCUUCGGAUGGGAAGAUCCCUUUGGGGAUGUAGAAGCGGGGGGUCGCGGGAUGCUGCGGUGCCACCCGCUCCGCGUCACCGCCGUUUCCGGAAACCCCCCACCCCCGAGUCCGCGGUCUCCCCCCUAGUUCCGGGGAAGUGCGAUCGAGCGGGCUGAAGGCGCGAGCUGGCCCGGAGGAAACUUCGGCGGCUGCACGGCACGAAGAGGCCAGGCGAAAGGGCAGCACCUAGUUCCCUGAUUGAUUUUCUCGCCUCCCUUGCACGCGAGAGGCGCGAGGCCCGGGUGGCGCGCACGUAGUGGGCACCUGCGCAGGCGGAGCGCGAGCGAGCGCGCGAGCUCGGACGCCCAGCAGAGGCUGCGGGAGCGCGGCGAAGUCUCGGGGAGCCGGGUGCACGGAGGCACAAAGGCUGGUGAUGCUGGAACUACUGAAGAGACGGCAAAGGGAAAGCGAAAGCCCCGGGCUUGGCCAGUGACUGGGUGCAGGCGCCGCGCAGCCUUCCCCACGCCGACAGUUCCUGGGGCUGUCCUCUGGGGGCUGACGGGCCGAGCCGGCGCGCAGCAGCCAUGGCCAUCGCCCACCUGGCCACCGAGUACGUGUUCUCGGACUUCUUACUGAAGGAGCCCUCGGAGCCCAAGUUCAAGGGGCUGCGGCUGGAGCUGGCCGUGGACAAGAUGAUCACAUACAUUGCCGUAGGGAUGCCCUUGCUGCUCAUCUCGCUGGCCUACGCGCAGGAAAUCUCGAUCGGUACACAGAUAAGCUGUUUCUCCCCAAGUUCUUUCUCCUGGCGCCAGGCUGCCUUCGUGGAUUCUUACUGUUGGGCUGCUGUUCAGCAGAAGCCGUCCCUGCAGGGAGAUUCUGGGAACCUUCCACUGUGGCUGCAUAAGUUUUUCCCCUACAUCCUGUUACUGGUUGCCAUCCUCCUGUACCUGCCCUCCCUGUUCUGGCGUUUUGCUGCUGCUCCGCACAUUUGCUCGGAUUUGAAGUUCAUCAUGGAAGAACUCGACAAAGUUUACAACCGCGCAAUUAAAGCUGCAAAAAGCGCACGUGACCUUGACCUGAGAGAUGGUGUCGCCCCAGUUCCUGGCUCUAAUGAGAACGUAGGGCAAAGUUUGUGGGAGAUAUCUGAAAACCACUUUAAGUACCCAAUUGUGGAACAGUACUUGAAGACAAAGAAAAACUCAAAUACUUUAAUCGUCAAGUACAUCAGCGGCCGGGUGCUAACACUCAGCAUCAUACUGUUAGCAUGCGUCUACCUGGGCUAUUACGUUAGCCUCUCCUCCCUCUCGGAUGAGUUUGUCUGCAGCAUCAAAUCAGGGAUCCUGAGAAAUGAUAGCACCGUCCCCGAUCGGUUUCAGUGCAAACUCAUUGCAGUCGGCAUCUUCCAGUUGCUCAGUUUCAUUAACCUCGUGGUUUAUGUUCUCCUGGUUCCCAUAGUUGUCUACACGCUGUUUGUUCCACUGAGACAGAAGACAGAAGUUCUGAAAGUGUAUGAAAUCCUGCCCACUUUUGAUGUUCUACAUUUCAAGUCUCAAGGGUACAACGACUUGAGCCUCUACAACCUUUUCUUGGAGGAGAAUAUAAGUGAACUCAAGUCAUAUAAAUGUCUUAAGGUACUGGAGAAUAUUAAAAGCAGUUGUCAGGGCAUCGACCCCUUGGUUCUCCUGAUUAACCUCGGUACGAUCAAGGUGGAUGUUUUCGAUGGCAAAGUUGUCGAUGGCAAAAAUCACAAGCAGGAUGAGAUGACGGGAGAGGAGCAGGGGAACCAGAUGGCAGACCUCAAAGAUUUGAAUGUACACGGUGGAACUAAAUCAAAUAAUGGAGCGGGCAAUGCUCGACAGAGACUUCUGGAUUCCUCUUGCUGAUGAUUUUUUUUUGUCAACCUUAGAUCCAUGACUUCUGGGACAAGGGAUUCAUUUUGGCUAAAGUGCCUCUGUCAGGUUUCAGCUGGUUUGCAGCAAAUGGUUCUUGGUAGUGGCAGAACACGACUUGGUGAGUCCCUAAUGAAAACGACGAUGAGCAGAAUGUUGUUGGAGAACUGUUCAUGAACUUCCUAUGAGAAGAAAUGCAGAGACAAAUAAACCACAGCAAGUUCUCAUCAGAUGAAAAGUGGAAAGUCUAAUCAAAGUAAGGGCAGUAGCCCUUUUGGGGUCUCAGAGAAACACUUUUCUGUGUAGACAGUGUGAUGAGACUCACAGCUAUGGGAAAGCAAGGACUUUGGGAGAUUUUUCAUUUCGUUUUAUGAAGUAAUAAGAAGCAUGGCAGGAUUCAGUUUAAUAUGGAUCUCCUACAAACCCUAAUGACUGUUGGGCAAGAAAAGCACUCACUGGCUGUGGACCCAGAGGUACACCUGUUCUUGGCCUCUUCCUAACCUGGGAGAAGUGCCGGUGCCUUGGUCUGGCAGGCCCCGCUGUCUUCACACUGCUGCUGUGAGCCUUGGUGGACUGAAAUUCUCUACCAGUUUUUGCUAUUAGCCAUUAUGAAGGGCCCAGGCCCAAGCACUCCUCUGACAGAAAACUGUAUCACAUAGAAUCUACAGGGUAUUUAAUUGUGACUUCUGUACAGGAAAGAAUGCUUCCAAAAGAGCCAGUGGGGAAAUCAGAACAUACAGAACACGUUAAUUCAGUCACUUUUCAAGGUUGUUCUUCAGUGCGUUUCUCUGUUAGCAAAAGCAUUGGAAACAGGAUGUUAUUUAAACAAAUUCAGCGAAUGCAGAAUGCUUCAAGUGAGGGACAUUUUGCCUCUGAUCAAAACAUAUAAAUGACAUCUGCCAUAUGGUGUGCCUGGAGCCAGAACAACUUAACAGUUUACUUUAUUUAUAAUUAAGCACAUCUUUUAAAAAUUUAUUGACUUAGAAUCAUAUGGCGUCAGAAUUGAGGCCAUUUGGGAUGCGCGUUCUGCCUGUCCCAUUAUUCUCACUGUCCCAUUUGGUGGACAGUUAUGGAAUAAAUGACACAAGUGGGCACAUGACAUAAAUGCAAGUGUCAUUUCAUAAACCCUUGAGGCGGAUUCAGAAUAGGUAAAAACUUUAACCAGUUCUGACCACGUGAAUGCAUCAUCAUUAUAUUUAUAUUUUAUACAAAAUUCUUUAAAAUGACGUCUGUAGACCUGCUCAUUUUCAUCCUUAACAAGUUAACACAUUGCUGAAGUGAGUAAUCCUCAGGCACCUCAGAGUUUACACAUGGCUUCAGGGGCAGUCAUUGACCUGAUCUCAUGACUGCUUGGUGAAAAGCAAAAGUGAUAUAAGCUGCUCUUUGUCUUUCAGAAACUCACAAAGCAGAUUUGUGUGCGUGCACGCUUCUGGGUGGUUUCCGAAAUGGGUAGCUAAUGAUAGAUAACCAAGAACGCAAUCAGUGCUGUAAAUUAGUCUUAUUUCUUGAUAUUUAUUACCAUUAAAUUGUAGUGGAAAUGGCAGUAACCUAAAUAACCAGUUUUGUUACAUAUUUAUAUCAUUGUAUCUGAGAUGUUUGAUCACAAUUCUCUACAUUCAUAACUUUUUAUAAUUUGAAAAGAUUUCUGAAGUAUAUUUUUUUAUGAUAUGCUUUUUUUUCCCCAAAAAAUCUUCAUCUUUUCUAUGGACUGCCCCAAAUUUGUACUUUGAAGGCGUAAAAGCAGACACAUUACUUAGGAGAUCCGGAACUCUCUAAGUCCUGUCACCUGUCUUCCUUUCAUUAGAGUUAUAAUUUGCCUCUGUUCAUUUCCCCAUUCCUACAUUCUGAGCUCCAAUAGGGUCUGUGAUUCUCAGACAUCACACUAGUCACUGACUACAAGGGUACGAAUGAGACAGGUCCUCAUCUUUGAGGAGUUCAGAGUCCAGUAAAAGGCAGUGAAGACAGAGGCAGGUACCAAGAAGAGUAACCACCAUAAAGGCCCUUCCAGAAAACUCAGCCAAUGCUCUGUGUUCCUGGGAAAUACCAUGCUGUUUUGUUUUUUUUCUCAUAAUUUCUGUUUCUGGUGCUUUUGAGACUCUGCUUACAGUUUUACCAGAGGCUCUGGUUACAUGUUCCCCAGACUGCAGCUUGGACAAAACCAUCUCAGAGAUGGGGAUUUUGAACAGUAAGUGCUCCAGUCACUCCACCUUUCACGCCUUACCUAGCAGGGGGUGGGGGCACAAGCCAAUGGGGCACAUGGAGCUAGCUGCCCAUGAACAACAGUCGUGGUGCCAGGAGACUGAUGUGGAUGUCUGGGCAUGUAUUUUGGCUUGGACAAAAAGUGCUAUUAGGGAAAUCAACCCAUCUAUCCAUGGUGAGUUACUGGCCUAGCGGUCUGCUUUUCAGGAGCCAGACUCCUGAGGGUGAGGAGUCAUUCAUUGCUCUGUAAAAGGAGAUAAACAUUCUAAAUGGUCAUACCCAGUAGGGCUUGUUCCUGGCCCAGGUCUGCCUAGUAAACCACCAGGGGGCUUCUAAACCAGACUCAUAACAACACUGGUGUUGCAGCUGGGACUGGGACCCAUCAUUCUGAAUGCAGUGACCAGCCGCAUGUAUAAUUUUACCAAGGGACAGGCAGAGACCCUCCAAUGCAGAGGUUCUUAAACUUUUGGAAAGUUACGAACUCCCUUGAAGAUAUUUUCUUAAAGCUAUUGACCUUCUCUUCGGAUAUACACAAACAUUAAAGAAACCUUCAGGAGUCGUAGUCCACGCACCCAAGGUUAAGCUGGGCUUUACUGGCUGAAGGCCAGCCCACACCGGAGAGAAGGGCAGCCCCUGCUGCAUUUGUGGAAACACUAAUUCUAAGCUAUAUGUUUAUUUUUGAAUGAAGUGCAUGUUUUGAGUAACUGACUUCAUUUUCCAGAGUCAGAUUUGAAACAGUUGCAAGAGUGACUUGGAAGAGGUAGCCUGGAAUGAUGGGGCAGUUGGCCAUGACCACUGUUCUCUGGCCACCAGGUGUUAUCUUAUUCCAGAUCCAAAUCACUGUCCUUGUACAGCCUCACUGGAAUGUGAGGAGGGUGGCAUAACACUUGUAAAGUGCUUUGUCCUACUAUGUAGUGGUUCUGUCACAAAGCUAGGAACUUCCAUUUGUAUGGUGGGUGUUGAUGUUCUUGUUUCAUUUGUGGAAACACGUUCACUGAGUAAGUAUGGUCUCCCAUCCAAAAGUGAGCAGAGGUGGGGCGGAGGAGCACUGGGAGCUUGUUCCUGGGAGAAUUAGUUCAGCUCUUAGAGGCAGAUGGAUACACACCUUUUUAAAUGAACUCAUGUUUGGUUUAUUUUGCUAUUGUCAGUUCAGGGUAAAUAGCAGAUCCAUGGGGGUGGGAGUUUUUAUCUAGUGCUAUACAUCAAGCUCCUAAAACAAUGUUGUGUAAUGGGCAUUCUCAAAUGUGUGUUGUAUCACAAGCACACUGUUAUGAUAAGUCCUAGUUUUUUGACAACCAUGAUUCGAUUUUAAAAGGCAGAUGGUUCUCUGAAGGAGAGAGGAAGGGAGGCUCAUUUAGCUUUUUGGUGGAGAGGGAACUAUUUCUGCAGAUGAAUAGGUUUCCACAUAUAAAUAGUGACAGUUCGUAGCUUUUUAUUGUGGAGUUAGUCAUGAUCACUUUCCAAAUUCAAAACAAGUUCAAUGUUGCCUUGCAAUCAUUAGAGAAAUUGAGUUUUUAAAGGUCCUGGUCUCUGUAAUUUUCCAGAAUAAUCUCAUGGAAAGGAUCAUUCAUUGAAAUGUGCAAUUAUCAGCAAUCAAGGUUUCAUCUCUCAGGGCAUUGCGAUAAACUAGCUCCUUCUGGGCAGUCAUUGGCUUUGGGCUCUAUUUUUCACAAGUAAAGUAAAGCCUUUAUAAAACAGGUUGUCAAAGAUGAUGUUGUGUUAUUUGUAGAAUGUCAUAAAUGUUCAUCUGUGCUUGGUUUGUCUUGAACAGUGCUUUAAAUGUAGUGUUUUGUUCUUGGUUCUCUUCUUAGUGGUACAAAUACUUUGUCACUUAAAGCAUGCGGUUUGAUCAGUAAUUGUUAUUCAAGUCCCUGAAAGUUAUAAAAGCUUCUCAUGCCUUGAGUGCAUGCCCCUGGCCCACCAGAGGAGGAAAAAUCUUGUAGAGUUCUACGAGGUCACGUGUUCUCUACAAAAACGAAGCCAUCAGCUCCUCUUUGACAAGUUGGCUUUUUAAAAGCAUCACAAUUACAGUUUAAUAGUUCUUCUAGGUAUAAUCAAAACUGUCUUUAAUGACUAAAUUGCUUCAAAACUUUUAAGGAAAAACAUGUAUGUUCUUGUUACUGUGUCAUUUGAUAGGAAGGGUGGCUUCUAUUCCACAGAAAAAUCAAAAGAUGAGAACACGUCAUGGUUUAGAAAGUGAUCCUUAAAAGCGGCACAAGCACUUUGAAAGCUCUGCAUUUUGAUGAUUAUCACUGUUAUAUUUCAUGUUUCCACAUGAGCCAGUUGUCCAAGAUCUGCCUGCUGAUCAUGCUGACUUCGUUUAAGGGGGGAUGAGAGGCCAAAGACAAGGCCGUGGUGUUCAUACAUUCAGGCGAAACUGUUUUGGUUCCACAUUAUUGUGUCCACCUAAAUAAAACUUU